AUGGAGAAUCCAGCACCAGCGAAUCUGCCCGUAUCCAGGGAUCAGUUGAUGAACUUUCUCACUUGGGUAUGGCGUCUGCACAGAACAGUGUUCACUGCUUCUAACUCCUUGUUCCUACAGUUUAAACUGCAGCAGGUGAGGACUGAGUUGGACGGGUGGGUGUCGAUAGCCAAGCGACUCCGUGCUUCAGUUCCUUCUGAUGAUAGCAUCCUGUUGGCCUUUGACGAAGUGGUGUCAGAAUUCAAACGGUUCCUGCCUGUCCUGGCGGACAUGUCCCAGCCAGCGAUGAAGGAAAGACACUGGAAGUCCAUCUUCACAGAGAUGGGCGAGACCUGGCAUAUAGAGUGGGAUAUGAAGAUAUCGGAUCUUUUAGCAUACGAUCUGCCUGCAUAUGCUGAAUUUAUCAGACAGAUCCUGGUUAAAGCAAGGAAGGAGUCCAAGCUUCGCCAGCUGCUGCUGUCUGUGAAGAGGUUCUGGCAGAGCUGUGAGUUCCGGCUGGUCACCCACAUUGCCAUGGUUCAUCUUGUGGAGCCUGACCCCAGUGGAACUCAGCGACCCCGUGGACACAAGCUUCAGUCACCCAAGGUCAGCUGGACAGCGAAAGACAGCGGGACCUUGAUUCUUAUUGACAUUGAGAGGCUUCAGUGGCACGUGGAGGACAGUAUGAUGACUUUGAGUAUGAUCAUGUCGAGUUCUGUGCCUGCCGAUGUCCAAGAUGAUGCCGGGAAGCUGAUGGAAGUGAUCGAGCACUUUGGUGAUCUUCUGCAUUUAUGGAAAAACUUUCAAGAUAAGUGGGUCUUCCUGCACCGGAUCCUCUCUGAAAUGGAGAUGGGGUUUCGAACACGAGACCGUGUCAUGAUGUCCAACAUUAAGGAAGUGGAUGCAUUGUAUCGGAGAGUGAUCACAGCUCUGUCUGCCAACCCCUCGAUUCAAUUGGUCCUCGAUGGCCAGGACACCCUGAAGUUUGAGUGCAUGACCUUGUGUGAGAUCUUCCACACAGGCAUCGUAGCCAUGGAGCAGAUUACCGUGCAGAUGUCCAGUCUGCUGGAAGCUGCCCGUCGAGACUUUUCUCGGCUUCACUUUCUCAGUGAUGAUGAAUUGUUUUCUCUCUUUGCCCUGGAGUCUGACCCCCGGAAACUCCUGCCCUUUGUCCAGAAGUGUUUCAGAAAUGUCCAGGACCUUCAGUGUGAGGCGACAGGGAAUGCCACUCUGCAGCUGGCUGUGCCUCAGGUUAAUGUGCUGGCCAUCUACGGCCAGUGGAGGGAGCGCUUGGAGCUGCUGGACCCCCUCAAGCCAGGUCACACUGUGGUUAGCUGGUUCCAGAGGCUAGAGCUGGGUGUGCAACAGAGUCUGUUCCGUGCUCUGGAAAACUGCGUCCGAGAGGGCAUGACAUCUGCAGCAGACACCACCAGGACCAUACUGCAGACAACAGGCAGGUCCAACGCCUACAAGGCAGUGCAGCUGAUGGGGCAGGUCACAAAGAUGGCACAGUCGUACCCAGAGCAGUGUAUCCUCGUCACUGAGAACUUGUGUUGGCAGAGGGAGGUCAAGAAGGUGCUGUUUGCCCACUUGGCUCCCAGGGCCUGGCUCUUGGCUCUCUACAGGGCGAAGGUAGACCAUCUAGCUCUGGUCAUUCGUAGGUUCUGCAAAUCCAUGACGCAAGAGGCCGAAGAGCUGAGGUUGCUCUCCCUCCUUGGGAAUCUGACCGUCACCGUCAUCUAUCACCGCGAUCUCAGUCACCACCUCAUGGCUGCCAACACCGACUCAGAGACCUCCUUCCAAUGGCAGAAACUCCUCAAAUACAGGGUUGACUUGGGCUGGCUUUUCCCCAAGAGGGAAGCCACGAAUCCUUCGGUCAAUGCGUUUGGCCCAUCAACACCAGAGCCACAGCGGAAGCUGUUUGGUCUGAGGUGCUACUUGGACACUCUGAGCACCAGCCUGUAUUACGACUACGAGUACACCGGUUGUGGCCACCAGUCCGUGCACACCCCUCUGACCGACAGGACCUGCCUGGCCCUGCUGCUGGCCGUUCAGAGCUUCAGUACCUGUGCCCUGGUGGGGCCCUGUGGGACAGGUAAAUCUGCCACCCUCUCACACCUUGCUCAUGCUCUGGGCUCCCAGCUGGUCACCCUGCAGUGUGGCGAGGGUGUGACCUCCUGCUUCCUCGCUCAGGUACUGAGAGGAGCUGUCCAGUCCGGCGCAUGGCUGCAGCUGAAAGACACAGACCUCCUGACACGCGGAGCAUUGUCUACCCUUGGACAACAGUUAAUGACUAUUCAGGAUUCCUACAGGCAACUGACAACAACCUAUAACUCCCAGAAACAGGACACUCUCUCUUCACAACAGCCACACAACAGCCUGACCGAUGUGCCAGAGAGGGAGGGCACUCUCCUGGGACUCAGGCGGACGAGGAGUUCAGAGGACCUGAGGCUGUUGGACCCAACAGCUGUGGGAAGUAUCUUGUUCGAAGGAAGAGUGAUCCCAGUCAGAAUCAACUACGCUGUCUUCACAAGUUUCCCAGCAUUUGACUCGAGCAUUACUCUGCCGGAGAACCUGCGCACUGUGCUGAGACCGGUCAGCGUGGUCCGGCCGGACAUCCUGAUCAUCAUUGAGGUCAAGUUGCUCACCCUUGGCUUCCUAAACCCUGCCCACCUGGCCAGGAAAAUUGCACUGUUUUUCAAGGUGGCAAGGGACUGUGGUCUUUUCGGGGAUUAUUGCUGCCUGUCGGCUGUGGACAUGGUGGUGCGGGCAGCAGCCAAGCUUCUUUACCAAAUUCUGCAGACAGCACCCUCCACAGUGGCUGGCAAUCCCAGCAAAGGCCCUUCGGAAGGCAGCAGGGCCACCCCUGACCAGUCAGAUCGGGCUGGGCAGAGUGUGGUGGGGGCUGUUGAUGGAGACAAGGAGAGAGGCAAACCCUCACUAGCUGCUCAGUUUGAGUCGAUUAUAGAACUCGAGGAAUCCUCGGUACUGAGGGCUCUGUUGACCACAUUCUCCUCAUCCACUGCCAGCCCCGAGCGAUGCCAAGAUCUGCAGGAUGUCCUGAGGGACCUGUUCCCCAGAGCCCAGACAUUUGUUGCCCAACAAGACCACUCCCCCGGGCUCCUUAAUGCCAUCAGGCAGAGUCUCCUGGACUCAGGGCUCGAGGUGACGGGGGAAGCGGUCAGUAACACUCUGGCCCUUUCCCAGGCACUCAGAAACAGCCGAGGGGUCAUCCUCUUCGGCCCUGCUGGCAGCGGCAAGACAACUUCAUACAGGGUCUUGUCGCAGGCACUGAAUCGGCUGUCUCAAGGUGACCUGGAACAGACAGCUGGUUCCAGAGGGGAUGACCUGAUGGGUCCACCAGUGAACGUGAUCGUCUACUUCCCUAACAGCCUGUCCUCAGCCCAGCUGCUGGGCUCCCUGUGGAACCAGGCCUGGAUAAAGGGUGAGACCGACCGCUGGGUACAGGACAGAACACACUCCAAGGACAUCGGGUCCCUUCAGGUUAAGCCUUUCUGGCGGCCGGAGCCACUCCGGUGGGUGGUAAUGGACGGUGAGAUGUGCCUCGACUGGCUGCUGCCUGUCAGUGGACUGUUGGCGCAGGGAAACCACCUCACUCUGGCCAGAGGAGAGCGGCUGCUGCUACCCGAGUCCACCUCGCUCAUCCUGGAGACGGGCGACCUGAGCGAUGCCAGUCCUGCCACACUGGCCAGGUGCAGCCUGAUCCACUUUCAGGGCAACUGCGGCUGGCAGGCUCUCUACACCCACACGAUGAACUCGGUCUACAGCCAGUACGUGGUGCAUCGGCGCACGCUGGCCCUCUGGAGGGACCUCGCUCUGGACCUCCUCCCCAACACCCUCCAAUUUCUGCAGCACUGCCGUCCGGCACUCGGCCCCCAGCUUGGCUGUCCAGCCCUCCAGCAGCAGUCACAAACCUAUGGGCUGCUGGAGAUAGCGGCCUUCAACAGGAUCCUUGACAGCCUUCUUCAGAAAUACCUGGCACGUGACCGGGAGAAGGUCCCAGUGGAGCACGGUGCAAUCCCACCAGGUGGAACUCUGGAUAUACCUCCUCACCAGUACCAGCGAGCACACCUUGAUGAUGAAAUCCAGCCCAGGGAUCACAUACUGGCUGCUAGCAUCUUCGCUGUGGCCUAUAUUUGGGGCUUUGGAGGACAUCUGCACUCCAGCCACCGACUUCAGUUUGACACGUUUGCUAGACAAGCCUUGGAGAACAGUCUGUACCCUGUCAGUAUCCCAAAACCCGGCCUGGUCUUUGAUUACUACAUCAACCCCAACAGUGGAUGCCUGGAGACACUUUACAGAGAUCCCGAGGAAGUGACAUGGAGAACGAAAAUACCCCAGUACAUCCUUGUCCCCGAGCUGGAGGUCUACCUGAAGUUACUGGAGCUGCUGAUUUUGCUGGGACAUUCUGUCUUCCUGGUCGGGGAGCCACUCUCUGGGAAGACAAGCUUCGUGCAGGCAUUGAACAGGUUGGGUUCCUUCCCUCAAAUGUACAGGAUGCCCAUCCGCACCAGCACCCAGCCCAGGGAUGUCUGGCAGUACGUGGCAGAACGAGUCUUUCUCCGCAACAGGCAGUCCCCAUCGCUGCCUUUCAACAACAAAGGUUUCCUCUUCUUCCUGGAUGAUAUCCACCUGGCAACCCAGAAGCAGGGAUCCAGAUGCCAACCAGUAUCUGAGGCUCUUCGCCAUUCUCUGACCUGUCACGGCACCUACUGUGAAGACUCUCUCCGGUUCCGGUCCUUCCACUCCACACGGGUCAGCUACAUUGCGACGUGCUCUCCGCAACAUGGGCCAUGGGGCUUUGUCUCAGCUCGCCUCACCCGCCUGAUGAUCGUGCUGGCCCUCCCUGCACUGACCUGGGGAAUGCUGAGUACCAUCUAUAGGCCUGGUGUGCUGUCCUGGUUGAAGAGUUUCCCCACCAACACCAUCUCCAGGCAUGACCUCUUUGCCAAACAUCUUCUUUAUGCCACAAUUGACCUGUAUCAGAAAGUAAGGAGAGUGUUCCUACCAUCUCCCAGCCACCCGCACUACCUGUUCUCAUUGGCUGACAUCAGCAAGGUUCUCCAGGGUCUCUGGUUGAUGGACCCCUCAAACAUCAGCCCCCCAACGAAGGGUAAGCUGAGCAAUUCUGAGUCCGAGGCAUGGCAGGCCCCACUAAGUGUCACCAAAACCAUAGUCAGCCUGUGGCUGCACGAGGCAAUGAGGAUCUUCUCGGACUGCCUUGUGAGUGAUGAGGACAGAGAUACUCUGUCCAUGACUCUGCAGAGAGUGGCUCACACCCACUUCUUCACCCACAGCAUCGAGUUCCUCUUCAACCAAUCACUCCUGCGAAUGGCAGUGGAACCCCAAACUUUGGAAGGCCCACCAGAUCCACUGGAGCAACACCAGGCCAACUGUCCGUCCACCCUGCAGGUACAGGAGGCAGUUGAACAGGGAGAGACGUCCCCAGGGGAAGACAUCAACCGUCAGGAGCCCAACAGCCACUUGAUGGACAGUCAACACAGAAUGGGUCUGAGUUUGGCAGCCUUGAGCACAGAAACGGUGGUAACCCAUGAAAUGCCUGUGAGUGAGACCUUGUCGUUGUUGGGUUUUGGUGAUCAGACACCCGGCAACAAGUCAAGUGUUCCACAAGUCAUCCCAGUGACCCAAAGCACAAAUAUCAGCCAGUUGCCCAGCCACAGUGAGGCCAGGGCUCAGGAUGGGAGUCAUAGGCAGUCCACGUCCAUAAAACCCCUGCUGCCUCUUCACCUGCUCCACACCAGAGAAUCUCUGAGUGACCUGAUCUUCAGCAAGGCAGCAAUUCGGCCAGAAAGCAGACAACAAAUGAACUCCCCGAGGUGGAACCCUUACCGGGAGAUGGCCCACGACCAUUUGGCCCAACAGCUGCGACAGAUGGUUCAGAGGCAGAACCAGAAGUUCAGAGCCAACCAGCAGAUUAUCUUCUACAAGGAGGCGGUACGCCACUUCGCCCACAUCUCCAGGGUCCUGAGCCUACCCAGAUCGCACUGUGCCUUGAUGGCCCCCACUUACUGCACUGGUCGGAAAACUUUGCUCAGGCUGGCUGCGUACCUCCACAUGGCCACUGUCUUCGAGCUGGAUGGUCAGAUGUCCAGUUCGGAAGUGGCCAGCGUGUGCCAGAGAGCGAGCAGGCACGCUGGGCUCCAGGGGAGAUGUACGGUCAUCGUAGCUCACGACUGCGUGGGGCAAGACACUUUGCAGAACCUGUUGGACAUGGCAGCAGAGGGCUGGUUCCCUGGGCUGUACUCUUCCUCUGAGCUCACCCGAGUGGCUAAGCAGUUCACCAGCAGCAGGAAGCUACCAUGGAGCAAAAAGCAAGAGCAGGUGCUGGAGAAGUAUUUCCAAGCUGUACAUCAGUGCCUACACAUAGUGCUGUUGCAGCCAGUUGGUGCUAACAGACUGGUGUCCAGGGUGGGGAGGAGUCUGCUCCGCCUGUCCCACCUCCUGGGGUCCUGCGGCUACAUCGAUGUGUGGCAGCCAUGGAGCGAGCAGGCACUGACCGACAUCGCCACCUCCCACAUGGGGUUUGGAAACCUCUCAACGUUGCCUAGGAGCAUCGGAUCGUUGUUGGUUCAGAUAAGGACGCUGCUCCCAGUCAUCACCAAAAUCAUGGCACUAAUUCACCAGUUGGCGCUGAGCUACGCCAAUCAUUUGGCUCCCUCCCUGCCACUCAUUACACCACGACAUUACCUAGACUUCAUUGACUUGUUCUUAAUGAUAAACCACAACCUGGAGCAAUCAGAAGGCUCACAAAUCGAGAGGAUGGAGUUGGGCCUGCAGAAGAUACAGGAAGUGUAUAACGUGGCUGAGGAGCACAGAAAGCAAAUAGAACACUUCAAACAGCAACUCCAGCUGAUGUCACAGGAGCAACGGCUGCUACAGGAAUUCUAUGCCCAGCUGCGAAGCGACUUCAAGCUCAUCUUACAGAAGAACCGGGAGGAGGAGAUCCGGCUGAGCCUGCUACAGCAGGAGCUGGAGGCUGCCCGCCAGGCCUUUGCCAAGGAACAUGGCAUGGGCAAGCCUCUGUAUGAGACGGCGUUGGAGGCCUUCAGGGCACUGAGCUCCAGUGACCUCGAUGAAGUGCGGACAUACCGGGCACCACCGCGCUCCGUGGUGGUGCUGAUGAACACUGUGUGCGUGAUGUUCGGCAGGCCCGAUGGAUGGGAGAGUGCGAAACAGUUGCUCAGUCAGCCGAACUUCUACCAGGAUCUGGAAUUCUACGACAAGGAGAACAUCCCGGAUCACAUCUUCAGGACCCUGGAGAGCAUCGUGCUCAGGCCGGAACUGCAACCGGCCGCGGUCCGCGAGGCGAGCAGAGCGGCGGAAUCCUUCAGUCUUUGGAUCCGGGCCGUAUACUACCAUGCCGUGGUGGUCCGAGAAUACAGCCCCGUCUUCAUCAACCGUUUCCAGACCCUGAUCGACGAGGCGCAGGCCACCUUGGGGGUGGUACGGAAACGCGCCUUCGAAAUGAAGACGGCUCUGCUGGAUCUGUUGCGGGAAGACGGCGAGAGGUAUCUGGUGGGCACCGAAUCGCUGACGGACAUCAGCAAGGAGGACCUUCUGAGGCUUUUGGGGCAAAAGGAAAUGGACCUGGUGGGAAGGCUGAAGAAGCAGCAGCGGCAGGCGCAAGUCGAGCUGAUGGGGCGCCAGAGGGAACUGGAGCGCUGCGACCAGCUGAUGCGAGCCCUCUGUUCCCAUCAGUCUGACUGGAAAGAUGCCCUGCAGCAGUGCCGGGAACGCAGGAUGACUGCUUCAGGCGACAGUCUGCUAACUGCGGCCGCCGUUGCUUACCUGGGACCCUUCAUGGAAACGACGUGGCAGGAGUUACUAGAGAAAUGGAAAGUGGCCUGUUACAGCGGCAGAAUGGAGACGAAGCACAGGGACGCACGGAUGGAACUGCUGGGCUCGUUGGCUGACGAGUCCCCCUCCUCCCGAGCAGCAGGAGAGGAGCCCACCGACGCUCCUGGUCCCUUCAUCCGGAGUCGGAACAAUUUCCUCCUGCUGGACGCGCUGAGUUCACUGCGCGAACAGCUGGAGUGGAACCAGCUCAAGCUUCCUGUUAAUGCCACGGUCAGGAUCAGCAUCCUGAUCGCUCGCCUCCAGCUCCAGCACGCCGCAACCCCCUGGCCGCUGUUCAUCGACCCCGACCUGCAGACCGGAAUCUGGAUGGGAGUCCUGCAGGCUGGAGGCGGACCACAGCUGGACCGGCAGCUGCUAGGAGGCUCAGUUGGAAGUGUACGAUUGGUGGAGGAGGGCUCCGUGAUGGAAGCAGAGGCGUGGGACGGACCCGGUGACGUACUGACGGACGGUCGUGGGGACGUCGACUGGACACCGGAGCUGAUACAGGAAGAACCACUGAACAACCUCUGGGUCUGUUCCAUCACCAGCGAGCGCCUUGAGCACCUCCUCCUGACAGCGGCCUUCAACGGAAUUGGUGUCUUGGUCACGAACGUUGAACUCUGCCCAUUCCCUCCCGUCUUGAGGGCUUUCCUUGCGGUCAGUCGCUGGCAGGUGGCUGUGGAUGGCUGGAACCUCACCUGCGGGGCACUUCGGGUUCGCGUCAAACCAACAUUCCGUCUCUACCUCAGCACCUCGCUGCCACUCCAAAGCAUCGAGUCAGAGAUGGACCCAGCCAUGCUGAAGCUGGUGAGAGUGAUCAACCUGACCAUCAGUCCAUCAGCAUUGCAGGAGCUGCUCCUGAAGGAAGUUCUGUAUUUCGAGAGGGCACGGGUGGAAGACCUCAGCCGCACUCAUCAGACGGACACCAUGUACCUACAACACCAACUCCAAGUCACCCAGGAGGAGCUAAUGGACAAGGUCAUCGAGACAGACACCAGUUUGCUCAACAACCCAACCAUCCAUGAGGAGGCGCUGCAGAGCCAAAGUGCCAAGAUGGAGAUUCGCAGUAAGCUCAAUGCUCUGGGCAAAGCAGACAAUCCCAGUGCAGCCACGAACAACCCUUACGUGGUGAUCUCCAACAUCGGCUCUGAGAUGUACUGGGCACUUGUCCACAUCUCACACCUCAGCGCCUUCUACUUCUUCCCCAAAACUGGCUUCAUGAAUGUGGUGAGGGCCGCCCUCUCGAGCCGCCAGCUGAGUGCCCCCCAUUACCCCCCAGGCACAGGCAGCUGCAAGGAGCACUACAUGGACCUGAUGGACUACCUCAUCUCUCACAUCUACAGCCACUUCCGUUGCUGCAUGUUCGCCAGUCAUGCUCGUCUCUACCGAUUCCUGGUGGUUAUCGGCUACAUGAAGGUGUUCAACAUGGUGUCAGCAGUGGAGUGGGAGCUCUUCCUGAAGGGUACCCAGGACCUGGAGCUGGGCGACAGGCUACUGUACCAUCCCCAUAGCCGCCCCACCUGGAUCAGCGACGAGGUGUGGAGGAGCUGCGCUGUCCUUGAACUCCUGCCCGCCUUUCACAGCCUGCGGGACUCGCUGGUCAGACAAGGCACCCAGUGGCAGGAGUACUUCCAGCUCCCCUGCACGGUGAUCGGCACCGUCCCGUGCACCAGCUUCCGCCACCUCAACACCUUCCAAAAAGCUAUCCUGUGGCGGCUCUUCAAGCCCACCACCCUGAGUCUGGUGAUGGAGGAGGUGGUGACUAGUGUUCUGGGAGGUGCCCUCCGCAGGAACCUGUGGAUCACCGUCUCCUUCCUUUCCACCUACAGCAAACAGAUGGUGCCCAUCAUGUUCCUGAUGCCCCAGGAUAACUCGGUCAACCUGUCCACCCAUCCCUUCUACUGGAUCAGGCAAGCAGCGGCUGAGCAACACAUGCAGAACAAAGUGCGAAUCAUUUCUCUGGGAUCGGACGAUCAGACGGAAGAAAUUCUCCGAGAGUUGCGAAUGGCAAUGAGCAAAGGCCGCUGGCUGGUGUUGAACAACUGUCACCUCCUGCGGCGCUGGCACCGGCGCUUCGUCACCGCCUUCACUCAAAUCAUCAACGCGGCUGGGCCCACGGCUCCGAGGGAAGAAGGUCCCUGCGAGGAAGCAGGAAAACCUGACCCAAUGAUGGUGACGGAAUCCGGGGAGAGAAUCCACUCGGAUUUCCGUCUCUGGUUCACCUGCCGGAAUGAAACGGACUGCUCUCUGCCCGGAGUGAUCCGCCGGUACACAGAGAAGCUAGUGAUCGAGACUCCAUCUUCGCUACAGAGCACACUGAUACGCACCUAUACCCAAGCGCAGACCGAGCAAAGGGAGCGGAAACAGCCAGGAGCGGCAGCCGGGAGUCUCCUCAGCCUCCUGCAUGCCGUUCUCCUCCAUCGCCAGCACUACAGCCUCUGGGCACAGGCUCGCUCCUACCGCUGGACACAGGCAGAUCUCUUCGCUGCCCUUGAUAUUCAGCGGAAGUUGCAGGCGACCUGGGGUGAUGCAGAGACCCUGCUCGAGCACCUUGUAGGUGAGACGGUUGUUCAUUUCACUGCCCCGAGUUCCCUACGACACAAGGUAUGUCUGAGACAUGAGAUUCUGCAGAAGCUGGAAAUCCACAGCAACACACACAAAAUGCUGAAGGAGCUCAGCAGGUCCAGCAGCGUCCAUGGAAGGGAGUAAACAGUCGACGUUUCAGUACAAGACCCUUCUGUUCAACUGGAUACUGCCUGACCUGCUGUGUUAGAACAUUACAGCACAGUAUAGCCUCUUUGGCCCACAAUGUUGUGCCAGCUUUUUAAACUACUCUUAGAUCAAUCAAACCCUUCCCUCCCCUCCAUUUUAAUAUUAUCCAUUUGCUGAUCUAAGAGCAUCUUAAAUGUCGUGGCAGGGUGUCCAGGCACCUACCACUUUGUGUAAAUGCCUACCUCUGACAUCCCCCCCACACAUUCCUCCAAUCACUUUUAAAUUAUGUUUUCUAUUAUAAGCCAUGUCCACCCUGGGAAGAAGUCCAUAAGUCUGGCUGCCCAGUCUGCCUGUGCAUCUUAUCAUAUAACAAUCACAGCACGGAAACAGGCCAUCUCGGCCCUCCUAGUCCGUGCCGAACUCUUAAUCUCACCUAGUCCCACCUACCCGCACUCAGCCCAUAACCCUCCACUCCUUUCCUGUCCAUAUACCUAUACAAUUUUACCUUAAAUGACA
Hypanus sabinus (Atlantic stingray) is the source of this 11085-nucleotide messenger RNA. Its product is annotated as dynein heavy chain domain-containing protein 1. The record is from RefSeq and is a predicted model, not a curated record. Gene Ontology annotation, cellular component: dynein complex. Gene Ontology annotation, biological process: microtubule-based movement. Gene Ontology annotation, molecular function: dynein light intermediate chain binding; ATP binding; minus-end-directed microtubule motor activity. Bases 1 to 10566 code for a protein of 3521 amino acids. The transcript is spliced from 24 exons. Lineage: Eukaryota; Metazoa; Chordata; Chondrichthyes; Myliobatiformes; Dasyatidae.